AGCUGGGUCUUCCACUAACGUCGUGUGUGUGUGUGUGUGUGUGUGUGUGUGUGUGUGUGUGUGUGUGUGUGUAGCUGUAACGAUGUUAACGGGCAUGCUAGUUAGCCAACAAGCUUAGCCGCUGCAGCUAACCGUGUUACCGUUAGCUGGUGUUAGCUGCCGUGCUAGCGUUGCUAACUCGGGUCUUCGUUCAACUAAGCAGCCACAUCGGUGUUUAAAGCCUGAAUGUGACAGCGGCGGGUCGUGGUGUUGAAUCGUGAGCUAUCUUGCCAAAAACCUGGGCGGCUGUGGAGGUCCAGGGAUACGAUUAAUGCCAUUUUUGUUUGCCUAGUUGUCAAAACCGAAGUCCCGCGGUUGACUCUGCGAUUCGGCAUCAUGGGCCUUGAACCCUAGCGUGCUUUAACCCUUCAAUGUUGACCUUUCACCCACAGGAAAAGAAAUACCUUUAUCUUCCGUAUCGAUUUUAAAUAGCUGGCUGUCGGGAGCUUGUUUUGUGUCACUAGCACAGCUUUGCCGCUCAUUAGUCGUCACUAUAAAGUGAUUUUAAGCUGUAUAUUAUAAGGCCACCAAUUGUACAGUUACACGCUAGCGCCGGCUAACGCUAGAUUCCGUAGCACAGGCCACGGACUGACAUUAGAAAGUGACAUACUGUAAUAAAUCAGAUGUUUGUGUUUUACUCUUUCACUCGUUCUUCACGGCUCAUUCUGAUGUGGUUUGCUUUUAACAUUGUUUAUAAGUAUCGAUCAAGCUGUGCUCAGAUAUAUCUUCUAGCUAUAAGGGAGAGGUAAAUGAAUAUAAACAGGACGAGAGGGAUACGAGUAACAGUGUGUGAGCCUCAUGGGGCACUGAUGUGAAGAGCAGUGGAAGAAGGUGCGUGCAGUAUCAGAAUGGAUGGACAGACGCAAAGGAUUCAACUUGUGUCAGCAGACAGCAGCAUGGCAUUAGGACACCGAAUUCAGAUUGUAACGGAUCAGCAGACUGGUCAGAAGAUCCAGAUCGUCACAGCACUUGAGCCAUCUUCCCCGGGAAAGCAGCAGUUUAUUCUCGCAAACGCUGAUUAUUCCUCUGGUGGGAAGGUGAUCCUGACUAAGCAGGAAGGCUCACCCAAUAAGGUGAUCCUCACGUCUCCAGAUGGCUCUGGGGUUAACCAGCUGCUGUUUGCCUCCCCUGAACUGGCUGGGCAGCAGAUUCAGUUUGUGACUGAAGGGUCAGACCAGUCUAUUGUGAAGCCAGUUGUGGAGUACUGUGUUGUCUGUGGGGAUAAGGCCUCAGGGCGUCAUUACGGAGCUGUCAGCUGUGAGGGCUGUAAGGGCUUUUUCAAACGCAGCAUUAGAAAGAACCUAGUGUACACAUGCAGGGGCUCUGGAGAGUGUGCCAUCAACAAGCUCCACAGAAACCGCUGCCAGUAUUGUCGACUGCAGCGCUGCAUAGCUCUGGGAAUGAAACAGGAUUCUGUGCAGUGUGAGAGGAAGCCUGUGGAAGUGACCACCAGAGAGAAAUCGGUCAACUGUGCAGCCUCCACUGAGAAGAUCUACAUUCGCAAGAACCUUUGUAGCCCUCUAGCUGCCACACCUACUUUUGUAACUGACAAGGAAACUGCAAGGUCUACAAGUUUGCUUGAGUCAAGCAUGUUGCUCAACAUCCAACAACCCUUCCCCAAGCUGGAAAACACCAUCUUGAUUCCAGCAUCCCCGGACAAGCAGGAUGAUCUAUCUCAAGGUGACCUCGGCACGCUGGCAAAUGUAGUGACAUCCCUCGCCCACCUCAACAAGACCAGGGAGGCAAGUGACAGUGGCAAUGACCUGAUGGGAGUUGAAACGCUUAGCAACGGGGACAGCUCCAUGACAGACAUCCAAGGAGAUGAGCAAACUGCAAGUGAUAUCACUCGAGCUUUUGACACCCUGGCCAAGGUCCUGCACCCUGGUGACGGUUCAGCAGGAGAGUCCUUGGAAGCCACAAUGCAGCUGAUGUCAGGGGACCAAUCAGGUCCUGUGGUCGAGUUAGAAGGACCUCUACUCUCUGACAGCCAUAUCCCUUUCAAGCUUAUGAUGCCUUUGCCUGUGCCAGAGUACCUCAAUGUCAACUACAUCUGUGAGUCAGCUUCCCGGCUACUUUUUCUCUCUAUGCACUGGGCACGCUCUAUUCCUGCCUUUCAAACUCUUGGUGGUCAAGACAAUGACAUUAACUUAAUGAAAGCCUGCUGGAAUGAACUGUUUGCCCUGGGUCUGGCACAGUGCUCCAACGUUAUGAAUGUUGGUACCAUCCUAAGUGCCAUUAUCAGCCAUCUGCAGACCAGCUUACAGGAAGAUAAGCUGUCCCCUGAGCGAGUAAAACUAGUAAUGGAGCACAUCUGGAGGAUGCAGGAGUUCUGUAACAGCAUGAUCAAGCUGUCCCCAGACUCUUACGAAUAUGCCUACCUCAAAGCCAUCGUUCUCUUUAGUCCUGAUCACCCAGGCAUCGAUAAUACCCCACAGAUAGAGCGGUUUCAAGAGAAGGCCUACAUGGAGCUGCAGGACUACGUAACCAGGACCUACCCAGAAGACUCUUAUCGGUUAUCCAGGCUGCUGCUGCGUCUUCCUGCCCUCAGGCUGAUAAGUGCAGCUGUCACAGAGGAGCUGUUUUUUGCCGGGCUCAUCGGCAACGUGCAGAUCGACAGCAUCAUCCCAUACAUCCUCAAAAUGGAGUCCACCGAUUAUAAUAGCCAGGCAGGCUCUGGGGUCUGACACACUGUGCCAUUUGUAACCGCAACAUUGGACUGUUAAAAAACACGACAGCCAACCAAUCAGAGUUCUCCACAGAACGAUCACCAAGUGGUCAUAACAUACUGUAUUUAUGACACAGCAUCCAAUGGGAAUUCUGUUUUCACUCUUACCUUGCUCCUGCUUCUGAAUCCUCAGUAACCAGUCAGUAGAGCACAACAGGACUAAUAAAAUCCAGGCCCAUUCAGGAAUGAACCCUUGAAACCUGCAUAGUAGAUUGCGCUUUUUAUUGUACAUAGUAUUUUAUGCUUCAUUGCCUCCAGGCCUUUCCUUUUUCUGCAGACAUUGUUUGUACUUUGAAGGAAUCAGGAUGGUUUGUUUUUUCACUGCUUUCCUACAUGGUCAUGCUUUUUUAUUUUCUAAUAAUUAUGAGGAAAAGAAACUUGUCAAUGUGAAAUGAUUCGUGAGAUGUUGUUAUCGCUAAAGGUUAUAACCUUUUAUUUCUUAUUUGUUUGCCAGUCCAAAGGAUCAGGCAGCAACACUUGUCAAAUAUUUGACAUCAUCAUGUGGAUCUGAAGUAAUUGUAAAUAUAGAUUUGUGUAUAGAAUGCGCCAAGAAGGCUACAAUGGGCAGCACUUGGUAAUUAAAGGGUUCAGUAUUUUGGACAAAUUAAUGUGGAUGCAAAUGAUGGUCAAGUCCUUUGAAAAUAAAAACACCCUUCAGUCA
Messenger RNA from Dicentrarchus labrax (European seabass), 3425 nucleotides. RefSeq names its product nuclear receptor subfamily 2, group C, member 1 (gene nr2c1). The transcript is spliced from 14 exons. NCBI's taxonomy places the organism in Eukaryota, Metazoa, Chordata, Actinopteri, Moronidae. Gene Ontology annotation, biological process: anatomical structure development; negative regulation of transcription by RNA polymerase II; cell differentiation. The record is from RefSeq and is a predicted model, not a curated record. Bases 888 to 2723 code for a protein of 611 amino acids. Gene Ontology annotation, molecular function: RNA polymerase II cis-regulatory region sequence-specific DNA binding; nuclear receptor activity; zinc ion binding.